ACACAAGCACAAUUGUGUAAGAGCCCUUAACAGCACUUUUUACACACUGUAAUGUUCUUUGUUGCCCUACCCAGGGGACUCCUGGUGCUGGAGACCGACAUCAAAUGUCCAACACUAAUCAUGUCCCUAAGCACAGCAGCUACAAUGGAGUAUGCACGAUGCAUAUAGUAUCUAAAUAGAAAACAGGAGGCUGAUUUUGACAAGUAAAACCUUAUUCGGUAUGCCUAUAGGUACGUCUCCUGCUGCUGAGGCUGCUCACGGCGACUUAUUCACCGCAGCUCCGGAACGACAAAAGCAAGUAGUGCGCCGAGACAAGCCAUCCCCAGUAACUCCUCACAGCUCCCACUUCCGCACUGUGUCCCUGAGCCGCACAAACCCCGCCAGUUCCUGUCCCCUCACGUGACUUCCCCACAGCCAUGGCUCCUACAACAAGCUACUUGUGAAGCAGCUACCACCAUGGAAGAAGAGAGCAGACACUGGCUAGAGUACUGCCAGACUGGGAACGUCCGGCCCCGGGAGAGCAGCUCCGCUCCGCUAUGUGGCCCCACUUGCUGCACUUGCCCGAGGAAAUCCUUCUGCUCCUCUUCUCCUACCUGGACACUCAGGCGCUAGGGCGUCUUGCUCAGGUGUGCAGGAAACUUCAGCACUUCACCAGCAAGGAUGCCGUAUGGCGGAAGAUAGCCAAAAAGUGCCUCAACUCGGGAUUCGUGCAGCAAGGGACAGACGUAGCUUCUUGGAUUUCGGUAAAGGAAAGAGUGCGGGUCUCUCAGAACUGGAAAAAUGGACGUUGCAGACGCAAUAUCUUACUCAAAUGGAAACGCAAUUUAAUGCCAUGGAUACACCUAGAUGGAAAUAUAUUGUACUUGUCUCAAGCAGAAAAAAUCAGUGCAUACAAACUGUGUUCUAACAGCAAUGGAGUGCACAGGCAACCUUUUGCUGUGUUUUUGGACCACCGGGAAGAUGUUUGUCGAUUUGUACUCAACAAUUCCCAUAUCAUCAGUGGAGGGGGGGAUGGAAGGAUUGCCAUCCAUAAAGUUCAUAGCGCCUUUAGUAUUCACUUUACUGCCCAUGACCAGGAUGUAAACUGUGUGGACUGCCACAGGGGAAUAAUAGUCAGUGGAUCCAGGGACCGAACUGCAAAGGUGUGGUCCCUGACCCCUAGCAGAGAUGGACACUGUCUCCAUACCAUUCAGACAGAUGACCGAGUAUGGUCAGUUGCUAUAAAUCCUAUUUUAAGUUCAUUUAUUACCGGGACAGCGUGUUGUGGCCAUACAUCACCUCUGAGGAUUUGGGAUCUUCAAAGUGGAGCGCUUAUGACUUGCCUUGGAACUGAUUUCAAAAGAGGAGCUGGGGUGCUGGAUGUCCGCUAUGAAACACCAUAUACUUUACUCUCCUGUGGAUAUGAUACUUUCAUAAGAUACUGGGACCUAAGAACAAGCACAAGAAGGUGUGUGAAAGAAUGGGAGGAACCACACGACAGCGCACUGUACUGCAUGCAGAGCGAUGGGAACCACAUGAUAGCGAGCGGCUCUGCAUAUUAUGGUGUUGUCCGACUGUGGGAUAAGCGCAUGAACCAGUGUUUACAUUCAUUCUCCUUAUCGUCUCCAACUAGCAGCCCGGUGUACUGCCUCCAGUUCAAUACACGGCACCUCUACGCAGCGCUGGCUUCAGCUCUCCAUGUCCUCGACUUCACUACUGGCGAUUCUCUGUUCAAGGCCUUGUAGCCCCUGGAAGGCGUUUUAUACAAUGGGGAAUUACACAACUCGGCACCUCUGGGUUUUGAGCUGCUGUUCAAUAAAUAUUAUCAGAUAGUGGUUACUAUUUCUACAUUUUUAGAUCUAAAUCUUCACUGUUCCCCACCCUAAAAAGGGUGAUCUUGAUAAUUUAGGGUGAUACACAGCACAAGGAUUUAUCUCCAGUUUAUUCUUUAUAUUAUACAGGUAUAUUACCUGUUAUCCAGAAUGCUCGGGGCCUGGGUUUUCUGGGUCUUUCUGUAAUUUGGAUCCCAUACUUAAUUUACAUUACCCACUACAUAAUUUACAUUAAAUAAACCCAAUAAGACAAGUUAUAUCUUAGUUGGGAUCAAGUAUGAGGUACUGUUUUAUUAUUACAGAGAAAAGGGAAAUCAUUUUUAAAAAUUAGAAUUAUUUGCUUAUUAUGGAGUCUAUGGGAGCCUUCCCGUAAUUUAGAGCUUUCUGGAUAUUGGGUUUCUGUGUAAUGGAUCCCAAUACCUGUAUCAUCAAAGAGAGAGAAAAAAUGUGUAUUAUGUUAUUUAGACAAGUUUCUUUAUCUUAUUUUAUUUCUUUUUAAAUCGGUGACCAUUGAUAUUAACAAGUGGCAGGGGUCACUGACAGGGUGGGUAUGAAAGUAGCAGUGUGCCAGCGCACAAAGGCUAGCACUCUUCCAUGUAUUUGGUAGUGUAAGUGCAAUAGCAGGCACAGUGUCAGUUCGUGUGCACAUGGAGCCGCAGAGUCCUGCAUCGGGGUGGGUAUACACACUUAGAGGUUGGGUUUUGGGCAGAAAGUCCCUGAUUCCCUGACCGUGUGGGCAGUCCAUGGGUACCCGGCUAGAGUACAGAUGUGUUCCCUCUUUCCCAUACACGAAAGUGAUGCUAUUUUUCCCCUUACCAUGUUGAUUCACCUUCAGAGUAAUGUCACUUCUGGUUUUACCGGUCUCUGGGUUGAAACUCUUUGUGGGUAGGGUUGAGUAGGGGGCUGUAGCGUAACUAUAGAGGAAUCAGAGCCUGCUGCUGCAAGCCUUGGGGACAGGGGGGUCCCAGACCACAGGGUCAGCUUCCUCUAUAGCAACGCUGCCUGCGCGUAUGAGGGGAGGGGGGAGGCAGGUUGGGUGCUCCAGGUCCCAGAAGUUUUUUUGCAGAGGGCCUGGCACUCUCUUGUUACUCCGCUGGUAGUGGGUCUGGGUAGGGGCAUGGUGGGUGCGUGUCAAGUUGCUGGUCUGGGUUGGCCAUGGAUCUGCCCAACUGGACCCUGCAGGUCUUUAUCCUGUGUGGCACAGUAAGAUCAAAGUGCUCCUGCGUGGAAAGUGUAUACACUAGAUGAGCUUUUCUGUUUGGGGUUUGUGAGAUAUACUGGAAGUAAUUCAGUUUCAAAUUUUAGCAAGAAUUGAAAUGGAUUUACGGCUAUAUAGAACAAUAAAUAGCAAUGUAUAUGAGAAGGAAGAUCUUUAGCUGCAAAGUGGAGAACUAAAUACAUCUGCUUUAUGUUGCUGUUACUAUUGGGGGAAUCUCCCAUUUAUUGAAAUGUACUAAUGAUUAUCAGAGUGUGCUUGAGUUAACUUUUAUUACAAAUCAGUUUUCCUAGCCAUUAUCUCAGGUUUAUUCAUUCUGUGGGUCAGUUUCCCAACCCAAGAACUAGGGUAAGUUAUGGAACUGCCACAUUAAUGAACAAUCUCCUAAACUGCAGUGGAUGCUGAAUGAUUCUUUUUCUUAUAUAAACUAUUUUCUUCUAUAUUUGUAAAGUGUUUUUAGAGCAGAAGAUGUUGGUUGACCAAUUUCCAAAUAAAUCUGUAAACUGUAUAGUUUAGUCUGUUGUGUGUAGGAAACUUACUUUAGUAAGAGAGAUUGGUGGGACCCACUGUGUAUGCAUUGGGCCCAACAUUAGAACUAACUAAAGCUGGCCAUACAUGUGCUGAUAAAAGCUGCCAUCUUGGCCCGUCCAAACUGAGUCGACAGCUUAUUGGGCCAUUGAGAGGUCCUGUUUGACUGAUAUCUGGGUGAAGAUUGACCAUAGUGGGAGAGGUUUGAAAAUCUCUUAAAGAGAUGUGGUCCUCUUCUGCUGGGUCUCCAUAGGCCCCCAUUAUGAUCCGCUCGUUGGCCUCGGAGCCAAAUGGUCUGAUCAUCCUAAUUAGCUUCACUGUCGGUGCCAAAAUCAGGUAUAGGUUCUCUUGUAUGGCCAGUUUUAAUCCUAUAAGGCCUAAAUGUGCUUGAGAAGAAUCUUAUUCAGAAAUAUGCUGUGAAAUCUGCAGAUCUGUUACUAUAGAACCCUUUGGUUCUGCUGCAGUUGGAGACCUAGAAACAAAAAGGGCUGCUUUUAUUUUCAGAGAUUAGUGGGGGGAGGCAUUUCCUGCACUGCUAUUUUUCUAUCCGCUCCUCAGAUUAGAAUAUCACAUGGUGUAAAUGUUUCAAUGAUAAUGAAUAAAGAAGUAAAAUGAA
Xenopus tropicalis (tropical clawed frog) is the source of this 4171-nucleotide messenger RNA. RefSeq names its product F-box and WD repeat domain containing 4 (gene fbxw4). The coding region runs from base 537 to 1724 and encodes 395 amino acids. The transcript is spliced from 9 exons. NCBI's taxonomy places the organism in Eukaryota, Metazoa, Chordata, Amphibia, Anura, Pipidae. The record is from RefSeq and is a predicted model, not a curated record.